Copidosoma floridanum is the source of this 1690-nucleotide messenger RNA. RefSeq names its product Leucine-rich repeat 47 (gene Lrr47). Gene Ontology annotation, molecular function: protein binding. Gene Ontology annotation, cellular component: cytoplasm. Lineage: Eukaryota; Metazoa; Arthropoda; Insecta; Hymenoptera; Encyrtidae. The record is from RefSeq and is a predicted model, not a curated record.
UCUCUGCGUUUACCUUGUGUAGUUUUUUCCUGCGUAACCUUGAACAAUGUGCGCUUGUAAAUUCACAAAUAUCUGUCAUUGCAUUUAAAACUCCUAAGUUUACUUUUGUUGUACGAAUCAAAUGAUUUCAAGCGGCUUUCCACGAAAAGAUAUUUUAUCAAACAUACCGUUACAACGGCAUGAAUAAUUCAUGAAUUAGUUAAGAAAGACUAUUUAGUUUAGAGUGUUCCCGCGCAUCCUGAAAUGUCAAAAUGCUACGUUUAAACUACUCGUUUGUAACGUGCACAUCAGACUUCGUAUGAUAUAAAUUUUUUAUACUGAUUGUCAACAUCAUAAAAACAAAAACUAUGAAAUUAAUGUGCAGUACAGUUGUUGAGCCAUCCUAUAGUCCACCAACAAGGAAACAAUUUCUAAAAUCUUGCUUGAGUAUAGGUCGGCAGUCAGUUAAAGAUGACAACAUUUAUAUUUUGCUCCAGCAGUCAAAUAAAAAUAAAAAUGGCACAAAAUACAGGGUAAACAACAUUGAAACGAUUUUCUCGAAAUUUGUUCACGAGGGAAUGGCAACAAUAAGAUUCAAAUCCCCAGUCGAGGAUAUAAGCAUAAGAUGUGAUCCAUUACAAUUAAAGAGCUUCCUUCACGUACUAAAGCUUGCUCUUUCAGGAAAAAUGAAUCCAGCUGUGAUGAAUUUAUCAAAUCUAGAACCAAAAAAAAUUAAUACCCUUCUCAAGACAAAAAUUGUCAUUAAAAGUGCUGCCAAUUACCCUGUACUCGAGGGAUUUCCAAGAACAACUGAAGAACUUCACCUUGCUGCCCUUGAAAGGAGGUCUUUUGAUCGACAAAUCCUGAAGUUGCAAAGCUUAAAAUUCUUAAACUUGUCUGACAAUCAGCUGACGAGUUUACCUCAGGAGUUGGGUAUGCUUCCCAACCUUCAAGAACUACAUCUCGCUAAUAAUCAGCUAGGAAAGAGUCCCAUCUCAAAAUGGUCAUGGAUGAAUGGCAGUAAAAUAGUUAAAAACUUGCACUUGCUGAAUAUGAGUUCUAAUCAGCUCAAAUAUGUUCCUCAUCAGCUCAACAAGUUGCAAAAUUUAGUUUCAUUAUUUCUCAAUGAUAACUCAAUUUCUGUACUGCCUCAAGGAAUUGGAAAUUUACUUAAACUGAAGUUUUUGAAUAUAGCUAAAAAUAAUUUAACAUACAUGCCUGGGAGUGUGAGAAAUUUGAGACUGACUGAUUUAAACAUUUCUGAUAAUCCUUGGAAAUGUGAGGUGGACAACGAUUUUUACUGCAACAUUAAAGUACCCAGUUUACUUGAUAUUGCUGCACAAGUCAUUAAAAGGAAAAGGAUUUACUACGAUGCUAGUGUAAUACCGUUUAAUUUAGUACCCUUUUUGGAUAAAGCAAAUUAUUGCCUAUGUGGUUUGGCCUGUUUUGGCUGCUUUUAUAGAACUUUCAAGUUAGCAAAAUACAACAGCAUUGCACAAAAUACUAAAUUUUCUAACGUAAGAAGUUUGGAGAUAUUGUACGAAUGUUACUUUUGUUCAGCAAGAUGUAUUAGAUUGUAUUCCAAUGCAUGGUAAAAGAAAAACUCGUCUACACAUUUAUUUUUAUUUCACAAACACAAGACUGAAGUCAUAGGAUAUUGUAUUAUUAUAAGAUACCUGUAGAUUAACUACUAACUUAAAUUGUACAUGGA